AUGUGGCCAUCAUUCCCGCUCCCGCUCCUGUUGCUCGGCUCCCUGACCGGGCUAACGGCGGCUGGCCCCCGCUGUAAGCCCGAUCAGGACACCAUCGGAGAAUGCCACAGUCCUCCAACUGCAGAAAAUGCCAAAUGUGUGGACCUCGAUCUUCUCUAUUGCAAUGACCUCUCCUACAACAAGACUUCCUACCCCAACCUGCUGGAUCAGAAGUCCCGAGAGGUGGUGGAGUUCAGCUCUGAGUACAUCCUCUUGAGUGUGAUUCACAAUUUGCUCCAAGGAGAAUGCAACCCGGACCUGCGGUUCCUGGGCUGCUCCAUCCUCGCUCCUCGAUGUGAUGGAAGCCGAAUCAUGAGGCCCUGUCGGCAUGUCUGCGAAAGCCUGAGGAAAAAUUGCCAACCUGCUUUUGAUGGGAUCGACAUGGCCUGGCCCUACUUUCUGGACUGCGAUCGCUUCUUUGUCAGCGAAGAGGAAGGAUGCUAUAACCCCUUAGAAAAGCUGAGAGGAAGCCUGGAUGAGAAUGAAGAGCCCACCUCCAACAUGCCCUCCACAUUCAUCCGGUUUGCUCACCACUCGUACCCACAGAUGGUGAGGGUGCUGAAGAAGACGGCUUCCCGAUGCUCUCACAUUGCCAAGACCUACAGCAUUGGUCGCAGCUUUGAUGGGAAGGAUCUUCUGGUGAUUGAGUUUUCCAGUCGACCGGGCCAACAUGAAUUACUUGAACCAGAAUUUAAGUACAUUGGCAACAUACAUGGAAAUGAAGUGACUGGGAAGGAGAUGCUCAUCUACCUUGCUCAGUAUCUGUGUUCAGAGUACCUGCUGGGCAAUCCACGAAUCCAGAGCCUGAUUAACACCACCCGGAUUCACCUGCUACCUUCCAUGAACCCUGAUGGCUACGAUGUGGCAGCAGCAGAGGGUGCAGGAUAUAAUGGAUGGACAAGUGGCCGGCAAAACUCUCAGCAACUGGACCUCAACCGCAAUUUCCCUGACCUGACUUCGGAAUAUUACCAACUAGCAAGUACCCGAGGAGUUCGAACUGACCAUAUUCCCAUUCCACAGUACUACUGGUGGGGUAAGGUGGCUCCAGAGACCAAGGCCAUCAUGAAGUGGAUGAGGACCAUCCCAUUUGUGCUGUCGGCCAGUCUCCAUGGGGGUGACUUGGUGGUUUCAUAUCCUUUUGAUUUCUCAAAGCAUCCCUUCGAAGAAAAAAUGUUCUCCCCCACACCUGAUGAGAAGAUGUUCAGGUUACUGUCCAGGGCCUAUGCCAAUGUUCACCCCAUGAUGAUGGACAAAUCACAGAAUAGAUGUGGCGGCAACUUUCUGAAUAGGGGCAGUAUUAUCAACGGUGCAGACUGGUAUAGCUUUACAGGAGGUAUGUCGGAUUUCAAUUAUCUUCACACCAACUGCUUUGAAAUCACUGUGGAGUUGGGCUGUGUGAAGUUUCCCCCAGAGGAAGCCCUCUACACACUCUGGCAGCACAAUAAAGAAUCACUCCUGAAUUUUAUGGAAAUGGUACACCGAGGAAUUAAAGGUACAGUAACGGAUAAAUUUGGAAAACCUAUCAAAAAUGCACGCAUCCUGGUCCGAGGAAUCCGCCAUGAUGUUACUACAGCUGCUGAUGGUGAUUACUGGAGGUUACUGCCUCCAGGCACUCAUAUUGUCAUCGCCCAAGCCCCAGGUUACACCAAAAUGAUCAAGAAAGUUACCAUCCCCCUUAGGAUGAAGAGGGCUGGCAGGGUAGACUUCAUCCUUCAUCCUUUAGAUCUGCAUCCCAAGAGGUUCAUGAAAGGGCCUCGGAGAAAUGGCUACAAGCGCCAUGACCCGCUAGAGGAUUUCGAUCCCCAUGCAGAAAACAAUGGAGACUUUGUAGGUGAAAGACGGAAACCUUCGCAGGAUGGAAGCAAGCCGUGGUGGUGGUCCUAUUUCACCUCUCUAAAUCAUCACAAACCUACCUGGCUCCUCAAAUAUAACUAGACUAAUCACCUCCCUUCUGUUGUUAAGCUCUUCUCAUGAAAUGAUCCUUUUACCAGCCUGCAUAGUGGGG
Trichosurus vulpecula (common brushtail) is the source of this 2044-nucleotide messenger RNA. It is a transcript of the gene CPZ, whose product is annotated as carboxypeptidase Z. Gene Ontology annotation, molecular function: metallocarboxypeptidase activity; zinc ion binding; protein binding. Bases 1 to 1974 code for a protein of 657 amino acids. The transcript is spliced from 11 exons. The record is from RefSeq and is a predicted model, not a curated record. Lineage: Eukaryota; Metazoa; Chordata; Mammalia; Diprotodontia; Phalangeridae. Gene Ontology annotation, biological process: proteolysis.